This is a messenger RNA of Rhizophagus irregularis DAOM 181602=DAOM 197198, 222 nucleotides long. NCBI's taxonomy places the organism in Eukaryota, Fungi, Glomeromycota, Glomeromycetes, Glomerales, Glomeraceae. The record is from RefSeq and is a predicted model, not a curated record.
AUGGAAAGUGAAGGAAGUAAUGGGUUGAUAUUAUCAAAGAAGAAGUUUAUUGAAUGCGAAAAUUGGAAAGCUGGAGACAAAAAUCAUCAGUUUUUGACAAUUCCAAAUAAUAUUGAUUUAGAAUUGUUAGAAACUAUAUUUAAUGAAAAUUCUUAUCAUUCUCAUAAUAAUGAUUUUGAAGUAAAUUUUAAUUUUUCUAAAUAUAAAUUUAAAACAGAAUAA